Messenger RNA from Ochotona curzoniae (black-lipped pika), 1742 nucleotides. RefSeq names its product leucine rich repeat containing 3B (gene LRRC3B). Lineage: Eukaryota; Metazoa; Chordata; Mammalia; Lagomorpha; Ochotonidae. The record is from RefSeq and is a predicted model, not a curated record. Bases 640 to 1419 code for a protein of 259 amino acids. The transcript is spliced from 2 exons. Gene Ontology annotation, molecular function: protein binding.
CCCAGCUGGGGCUUGGAGGCGAUUCCCCUCUAGUGACUGAGCCGAACCGUCUGCCUCCUGGGCAAGCGGCUCUUGCCUCCUUCGCUUCUUUGUCUCCUCCUCCUGCUGGGCUCCAGCUCCCAGCGCAGGGUCUGCAGCAGCCACCGCUGCAGCCAGAGCCUAGGCGUGCCCCGCACGGCCGCCUGGGGCCGCACCCUCACUCGGUGGCUGCGCCCGAAGACGCCAGCCGCGCCACGCACCGCCUGCAUCCCGCGCCUAGCCACGGCGCAUCCACGCCACCGCUGCCGGCGCCGCCGUAAUCCAGGAGCCGAGCCCGCUCUGCCAGCUUGGUCUGCGGUGGGCAAUCGGGUUUGCAGCCGGUUGGAGGAGGCGGCCGCUGCAGCCUUUAGCAGCUGUCACACCGGUAGACCUACGCACCCAGCGCCUCCUCCCUGCGCUACGAGGAUGGAGCAGCAGCCCCGGCCCGGGACUGGCGCAAGGUGCCCAAGCAAGAACAGGAGUAAUGAGGAGACGCAUGUAUUAACUGCAGCCUUUUGAGUCACGUAAGAAGGAAAUCGACAGUGUGGACAGGGCUGGAAGCAUUGCCACACUUGUUGGAAUCAAUGAGGAAUGGGCUUGUGAUUAUGGUGACAUUCCAGCAUGAAUCUGGUAGACCUGUGGUUAACCCGCUCCCUCUCCAUGUGUCUCCUCCUUCAAAGUUUUGUUCUUAUGAUACUGUGCUUUCAUUCUGCCAGUAUGUGUCCCAAGGGCUGUCUUUGUUCUUCCUCUGGGGGUUUAAAUGUCACCUGUAGCAAUGCAAAUCUCAAGGAAAUACCCAGAGAUCUUCCCCCCGAGACAGUCUUAUUAUACCUGGACUCCAAUCAGAUCACAUCUAUCCCCAAUGAGAUUUUCAAGGACCUUCAUCAACUGAGAGUUCUCAACCUGUCUAAAAAUGGCAUUGAAUUUAUCGAUGAGCAUGCCUUCAAAGGAGUUGCUGAAACCUUGCAGAGUCUGGACUUAUCCGACAACAGGAUUCAAAGCGUGCACAAAAAUGCCUUCAACAACCUGAAGGCCAGGGCCAGAAUUGCCAACAACCCCUGGCACUGUGACUGCACGCUGCAGCAGGUUCUAAGGAGCAUGGCCUCCAAUCACGAGACAGCCCACAAUGUGAUCUGUAAGACCUCUGUGUUGGAUGAGCAUGCGGGAAGACCGUUCCUCAACGCUGCCAAUGAUGCUGACCUUUGUAACCUCCCUAAGAAAACUACUGACUAUGCCAUGCUGGUCACCAUGUUUGGCUGGUUCACUAUGGUGAUCUCAUACGUGGUAUAUUAUGUGAGGCAAAACCAGGAGGAUGCACGGAGACACCUGGAAUACUUGAAAUCCCUGCCAAGCAGGCAGAAGAAAGCAGAUGAACCUGAUGACAUUAGCACUGUGGUAUAGUGUUCAAACUGACUGGCACUGAGAAAGAAAGUAGUUUGUAACUAAAGUAGAAUAAGUGGUUUACUUCUCUCAUCCAUUGUAAACAUUGAAACUUUCUAUUUUGGUUUCUUUUGAAUUCUGCCACUGUUAAACUUUUAACAAACAUGACAACAUAACAAAUUCUUUUAGUUUAGAUGGUUCAUUCCUUUUAUUGGACCCCUAAGUGGUAUAUUCUUGAGUAAGCUACUGUCUGAACAUUAGCUAGAUUCAUCUCACUAUUUAAUAAUGAAAUUUAUUUUUUUAAUUUAAAACCAAAUAAAAGCUUAACUUUGAACCAUGGAAAA